Molecule: messenger RNA, 2019 nt
Organism: Protobothrops mucrosquamatus (brown spotted pit viper)
Lineage: Eukaryota; Metazoa; Chordata; Lepidosauria; Squamata; Viperidae
Gene: PIAS1
Product: protein inhibitor of activated STAT 1
Exons: 14
Coding region: 30-1982 (650 amino acids)
Biological process (GO): protein sumoylation; regulation of transcription by RNA polymerase II
Molecular function (GO): transcription coregulator activity; SUMO ligase activity; zinc ion binding
Source: RefSeq, a predicted model, not a curated record
UUCACUGCGCUUGCGCCCCGCGAUUCAAGAUGGCGGACAGUGCGGAACUAAAGCAAAUGGUGAUGAGCCUCCGAGUCUCUGAGCUGCAGGUGCUUUUGGGUUACGCAGGAAGAAACAAGCACGGCCGCAAACACGAACUCCUUACUAAAGCGCUUCAUCUGCUCAAGGCUGGCUGUAGUCCCGCUGUCCAAAUGAAAAUCAAAGAACUUUACAGGAGGCGGUUCCCGCAAAAAAUAAUAUCUUCUGCAGACUUGUCCAUCCCAAGCGUCCACUCAACGUCCAUGUCAUCCCCUUUGUCAUCCUCUACCAUUCCACAACUUGCUUUUGAUGGCCACCCGGCAACCUCACCAUUACUUCCUGUUUCUCUUCUGGGACCUAAACAUGAACUGGACCUGCCCCAUCUGACCUCAGCACUCCACCCAGUCCAUCCGGACAUAAAGCUUCAGAAGUUGCCAUUUUAUGACUUGUUGGAUGAACUGAUAAAACCAACGAGUCUAGCAUCAGAUAAUAGCCAACGAUUUCGGGAAACCUGUUUUGCAUUUGCCCUGACUCCACAGCAAGUGCAGCAGAUCAGCAGUUCCAUGGAUAUUUCUGGAACCAAAUGUGAUUUCACUGUGCAGGUCCAGUUAAGGUUUUGCUUAUCUGAAACCAGUUGCCCACAAGAAGAUCACUUCCCGCCAAAUCUUUGUGUGAAAGUUAAUGGAAAACCUUGUAGCCUUCCGGGCUAUCUUCCUCCAACUAAAAACGGGGUUGAACCAAAGCGACCAAGCAGACCAAUCAACAUUACUUCACUGGUGCGACUAUCCACAACAGUACCAAACACAAUUGUUGUCUCUUGGACUGCAGAAAUAGGAAGAUCUUACUCGAUGGCUGUCUACCUUGUCAAACAGCUGUCCUCGUCUGUGUUGCUACAGAGGUUACGAAUAAAAGGCAUCCGGAACCCCGACCACUCCAGGGCACUAAUCAAAGAGAAGCUGACAGCAGAUCCUGACAGUGAAAUAGCAACAACCAGUUUAAGAGUUUCUCUUCUAUGCCCACUUGGCAAAAUGCGACUAGCAAUACCUUGCAGGUCUCUGACUUGCUCACACCUUCAGUGUUUUGAUGCCACCUUGUACAUUCAGAUGAAUGAAAAGAAGCCGACUUGGGUGUGUCCUGUCUGUGACAAAAAAGCACCCUAUGAACAUCUAAUAAUUGAUGGGUUGUUUAUGGAAAUCCUGAAAUAUUGCACAGAUUGUGAUGAAAUUCAGUUUAAGGAAGAUGGGUCAUGGGCUCCUAUGAGAUCAAAAAAAGAGGCCCAAGAGGUGACCACAUCUUUUAAUGGUGUAGAAGGCUGCUUAAGUUCUUCUAUGGAUCAUCAGGUGUCUUCUCAUCAGUCAAAUAAAAACAAGAAGGUUGAAGUAAUCGACUUAACCAUUGACAGUUCAUCAGAUGAGGAGGAAGAGGAACCACCUGUCAAGAGGAGAUGUCCAUCACUGUCUCCUGUGUCACCCAUUAACAGCAAGAGCCUUUUAAGUCUGCCCCACCAAGUCUCUCCUGUUUCAAGGACUCCCAGCCUUCCAGCUGUUGACACAAGCUACAUCAACACCUCACUCCUGCAGGAUUACAGGCAUCCAUUUCAUAUGACUCCCAUGCCUUACGACCUCCAAGGUUUGGACUUCUUUUCUUUCUUACCAGGAGACAAUCAGCAUUACAGCACUUCCAUUUUGGCGGCCGCAGCUGCCGCCGUCUCCACUUCCGAUGAUCAAGAACUCUUGCACUCCCGGUUUUUCCCAUACACUUCGUCGCAGAUGUUCCUGGACCAGCUGAGCACAGGAGGGAGCGCCACUCUCCCCGCCACGAAUGGCAGCAACAGCGGCAGCAACAGCAGCCUCGUGUCCUCCACCAGCAUUCGGGAGGCCCACGGUCACCCCGUGGCCAGCAGAAGUAACACAGACCCCACCUCUCUCUUCGGCGUCAUCCCAGACAUUAUUUCUUUGGACUGAGCUUGGUUGAGGUGUCCCUGGACUCGUGGGCGAAGAG